This is a messenger RNA of Glarea lozoyensis ATCC 20868, 7989 nucleotides long. Its product is annotated as Thiolase-like protein. Gene Ontology annotation, biological process: secondary metabolite biosynthetic process; fatty acid biosynthetic process. The record is from RefSeq and is a predicted model, not a curated record. Bases 1 to 7989 code for a protein of 2662 amino acids. The transcript has 9 exons. Lineage: Eukaryota; Fungi; Ascomycota; Leotiomycetes; Helotiales; Helotiaceae. Gene Ontology annotation, molecular function: 3-oxoacyl-[acyl-carrier-protein] synthase activity; fatty acid synthase activity; phosphopantetheine binding.
AUGGAUAACAUGAAAUCUGAGCCCAUUGCCAUUAUUGGCAUGAGCUGCCGCUUUCCAGGAGAUGCAGAUACACCACAAGGAUUUUGGGAUCUCUUGUCCCGGGGCGAAUCGGCGUGGGGAAAGGUUCCCAAGGACAGAUUUAACGUCGACAACUAUUACCACCCUUCUCCCGAGCGCGCAGGUGCUAUUACCGCCACAUCGGGAUUUUUCGUAAAAGAGGAUGUGUCCAAGUAUGACGCCUCGUUCUUCUCAAUGACAUCGGCUGAAGCUGCUGGUACUGAUCCCCAGCAACGUAUCCUUCUAGAGGUAACGUACGAGGCUUUCGAAAAUGCGGGAAUUAGUCUGAAGGCAAUCGCCGGCACCGCUUCAUCUUGCUACAUCGGUGCAUUUGGGAAUGAUUAUCAGACAACCUCAACUGGACAAAUAUAUGAUACAUCCAUCUACCAGGCUACGGGAAUUGGAAUGUCGAUGUUGUCAAAUCGACUUUCGUGGUUUUUUGAUCUUCGUGGCCCGAGCAUGACUAUUGAUACUGCAUGUUCGUCAAGUCUGGUUGCGUUGCAUCUCGCUGUACAGAGUCUGCGUAGCCGCGAAUCCAAAGUUGCUGUCGUUGGAGGUGCCAAUUUGAUAAUUCAACCAGAGCUUUCGCGAGGCUUGACUGCUCUCCAUUUCGUCAGUCCUGACGGUAAAUGUCACACUUUUGACGAAAGAGCCAAUGGUUAUGGUCGUGGUGAGGGUACCGGUGUUUUGAUAUUGAAACCUUUGUCAGAUGCUCUCAGAGACAACGACACCAUCCGAGCCAUCAUUCGAGGAUCUGGUCUAAAUCAGGAUGGCCAUACUCCAGGAAUUACAAUGCCUAGUAGAGAUGCGCAGUCAGAGCUCAUCAGGUCGACCUACGCAGCUGCUGGAUUGGAUUUUGAUCAGACUGCAUACUUCGAGGCGCACGGAACUGGGACAUCUAUCGGUGAUCCUAUUGAAUUAGCUGCAAUCAGCUCAUCUCUCACCGAAAAUCGGGAUCCUGCGAAUCCUCUGCAUGUUGGUUCGGUCAAAACAAAUUUGGGGCACCUGGAACCGUCUGCUGGUGUUGCGGGUAUUAUCAAGACAGUGCUAGCUCUAGAGAAUGGCAAAAUCCCAAAGGUAGUGGGUCUUGAAAAGCUCAAUCCUAAUCUUGACUUGGAUAACUGGCACUUGAAGCUAAACACAGAGCUUGUGGACUGGCCCGUUGCCGGCAUACGAAGAGCCAGUGUAAACUCCUUUGGCUACGGUGGUGCGAAUGCUCACGUGAUCCUGGACGAUGCUUUGCAUUUCCUUGAGCAGUACAAACUUGGAGGCAAUCACACCACCUUUCCCGAUGGGGUCUCAGAAAACGAUUCCUCUGACUCAGGAAUAUCCGUUGGCAACCCAGCUUCUGGUACCGGUACAUCCGAGUUGCAGUCAUUGCCCUCGACGCCAAAGCUCUUUGUUCUAUCCUCGCCUGAGCAAUCCGGUGUCGACAGGCUACUUGAGGUGUACUCGAAUCAUAUCGGGCGCUGGAAUUCGUGUCAAGCCGAUCGUGAAGAUGAAACCGAAAGGGCCGCUCAGGAAACAGACUACAUGGCAAAUUUUGCAUACACGUUAGCCGAGCGCCGUUCGGUUUUUGACUGGCGACGCUUUGCCAUCGCAAGUUCCAUGUCAGAGCUCUCAGAAAAGAUUAAAAAGGGUCUCCCUAAGCUACGGCGUGCUGCUCGGGCCCCAGCUUGUGCAUACGUAUUUACUGGCCAAGGCUCCCAAUAUUUCAACAUGGGCCGCGAGUUGCAAAACCAUGCAGUAUUCAGAGAAAGUGUUAAUGCUGCCGAUGAAUAUGUCAAAUCUCUCGGUGCUAGUUGGUCCGUUUUGGAAGAGCUUAAUCGGACAGAAGAGACAACUAAUAUCAACAAUGCAGAGAUCAGUCAACCUUUGUGUACUGUUCUUCAGAUUGGAAUUGUCGACCUUCUCAGUCACUGGGGUAUCACACCUAAAGCCGUCGUAGGCCACUCUUCUGGCGAGAUCGCUGCCGCCUAUGCAAGUGGCGCAUUGUCAAAGAAGGACGCAUGGAGAGUCGCAUAUUUCCGUGGCGUGUUUUCGGGAAGACUACCUACUACCCACCCUGAGCUUCAAGGAACGAUGAUGGCCGUCAGCUUGUCUGAAUCCACCGCUCAGCGCUAUGUCGAAAAGCUCAAGACGGGCAAAGCAGUAGUUGCUUGUAUCAACAGUCCAACGAGUGUGACAAUUUCUGGGGAUGCGACAGCUAUCGACGAAAUCGAAGAGAUUUUCAAACAGAAUGAUGUCUGGUGCCGAAAACUCAAAAUUAAGACUGCAUAUCAUUCACAUCACAUGGACAGCAUUGCAGACGAGUAUUUGGAUUCUAUCAAAGAUAUCGCUCCUCAAAGUAUCGAAGGGAACUCGGUCACUAUGUUUUCAUCUGUGACCACCAACGCAAUAAUUUCUGCUGAUCUUGGUGCUGCAUAUUGGGUGCAAAAUAUGCUGCAGCCCGUCCAGUUUUCUGGGGCGGUGUCUGCUCUUCUUACACCGACGGAUGCCAGAAGUAAGCGUCAGAAGAAGCCCAACGUCCAGGCAUUGGUCGAAAUUGGACCUCAUUCCGUUCUCAAAGGACCACUCAGCCAAAUCUUCACGAACGUUAGAGACGACUACAAGAUGGCCGUCAAGUACAUCUCUGUUCUCCACAGAGGCAACGAUGCCUAUCAAACAGCGCUCGAGUCCAUAGGUCAGCUCUGGGCAGAGGGCCAUGAAGUCAACUUGGCUCUCGUAAACACCAUUGAGGAGACUGCAAAUCAAGAUAAGGUUCUGACUGAUCUUCCAGCUUACCCUUGGAAUCAUGAACGAUCCCAUUGGCACGAAUCUCGCCAGAACUUGUACCGUCGCUUUCCUCCAGGGCCUCGAACCGACAUGCUGGGCUAUCCAAUGGACGGCUUUCACCCUAUGGGCAGCGAACCACGGUGGUCGAACAUCUUGAAGCCAACGGAAGUCCCCUGGGUAUUGGACCACGUUAUUGGCGGACAAAUCAUACUUCCAGCGGCCGCCAUGCUGUCUAUGGUAAUUGAAGGGUGCCAGAAAGUUCUUGAUCCUACCAAGACCGUGGAAGGAUUUGACUUCAGAGACGUCAAUUUCACUCGCGCAUUAUUGUUUCAAACGCCAGACGAGGCCAUCGAGACUGCUCUCCAAUUCCGACCUUUUUACCACGGCACCAAGACUGGAACUUAUGUUUGGACACGUUUCAGUCUUAUGUCGGUUGCUCGGGAUAACAGCAUGGUCGAACAUAGUAAUGGUUUGGUUCGAGUUAGAUACGUGGUAAAGAGUGGCGAAGUAGAGAAGGGCCUAGAACUCGCGAAGUCCCUACAAAAGUACAAGGAAAAGUACGCCGAGGUUCUUGAACAAGCUGUGCACGUGGUCGAUACUACAGUGCUCUACAGUGAUAUCAACGAUGCUGGAAUGCAAUUUGGCCCGUUGUUUAGACUGCUGUCUGAUAUGAGAGGUGGCCAAGACGUCGGCUGCGCGACAUUGACGAUCCCAGACACGGCAGCAGUCAUGCCUGAAAACUUUGAAUACCCUCUCUUGGUUCAUCCUACGGUGAUGGACGGAGUGUUCCAGAUUAUGUUCUCACGUUCUUCUUGCAGUGACGCCAAGGUGGGUAUGUCUGUCAUCGCCUCCAUUGGGUCUCUUUACGUGUCUGCCGCUCUCCCAAACGCUCCCGGGACAGCGCUGAGAGGAUAUCAAACGUCACGACAGGUCAACGCUCGUCAAGUAAUUGGAGACCUUGUGAUCUCGGAUUCAGAAUUCUCGCAACCCUUCAUCAUUGCCGAGGACGUAGUCAAUGCCAGUGUUAACUCAGAUGAUUCGAAGGCUGGACAAACCGGGACCAUGCUUUGUACUCAUAUGGAAUGGAAGGAGGACAUGGCUUUACUCAAUCAACAAGGAUUUGAAAACGUGUUGCCUGCCAAUGUUCUCGACAACGAAGAAAGUCAAAAAGACUAUGAAGUCCUCGAUCAAGCCGCCACCAUUUAUAUCAAGAGGGCUAUUGAUUCCUUAGCUUCCGCCACAACUUUGGACGAGUCAUCUCUUCUACGCAAGGAAUGGCUUUUUAGUCUUCUCACACCGGAUUGUUCUAACACCGCAUCCUCCACAGAGAUGGACGACAAGAUCCUUAUUGCUUCAUCAGAUCUUCCACAGAUCGGGGCGGCAUUGGAAGCUCUCGGAUCAAGGCUUCCCGGCAUUUUGGACGGCUCCAUAGACGCGGCACAAACAAUUCGCGAGAUAUCAGAGAUGGAACCUUUGCUCAUUGCGGAAGAGCUACUCCCUAUGGAUCGCUUCAAUGCCAUUGCUUCUGCUUGGUUUGAUUUGGCGGGCUUUAAAAAUGCCGACUUGAGGAUCUUCGAAUUCCCAAGCAGGUCCUCCAGUACAGCAGUCUCGGUUCUUCAACAAUUAUCGGGCCAGCAUGGAGCUGGCUCUCGCUAUGGAAAAUACACUCUUGCGCAAUCAGACCCAUCGUCCACGGACACAACAAAAGCCUUGGUUAAGAAGUUCCCUAACCUUGAGGUUUCAACUCUGGAUUUUCAACAGGAAUCCACUGAAAGCCCCGUGAACACUGGCAAAUACGAUGUUGUCUUGGUUCCGGAUAUCCUCUUUCCCGCAUUGGACAUUGGCUUAGUACUCCAGCAUGCGAAGAAAAUCCUCAACCCAGGCGGUAAAUUGAUCAUUGGGAUAAUUCCAAGGUCUACACUAACAGCGGAUCUUAUUCUUGGUCUCGCAGACGCUAAGGAAUGGUGGCAAGUGAAGUCUGAGUUUGCCAUCAAACAGAAACAGCUUCAAAACGAAAACUUGUCGCGCAUUCUCUUCGAAAAUGGAUUUUCUCUCCCCGAGUUGUUUUGGGAAGAGCUUUCUACUCGCCCAAGUAGUAAGAUAUCUUUGCUUGUCUCUACUCUAGGGAAACCUCUUGUAAGCAGUGCGAAGGAAGUUGUGAUUAUCAUGCCUGAGGGCGGUACACAAUUGGUCAACGCUUUGGCAAGCAAUGUCGAGAAAUCGCUUAUUUCAAAUGGGUUUAAGGUUGAGCGGGCCUUUUUAGCGUCGAAUAUCGACCCAUCGGAGAAAAUCUUCUUGUCUUUGAUGGAAGUAGAGGAUGCAGUCCUUCAAGCACCGUCAGAAGAUAGCUACGAUGGCAUCAAAACCAUCCUUCUCAAUAGUGCUGGUGUCCUCUGGGUGACGCGUGGUGGUUUCCUGGCUGGUACGCCGAAUCCCGAGCAGUCAGCUGCGAUUGGCCUAUUCAGAACGCUUCGGUCAGAAUUACCGCACUUGUCACUCUUCAACAUUGACUUGUCCCUUGAAUUGGAUAUCACGUCUGAGAUAGCUUGUUCUCUCCUCUGUUCCGUGUUCAAGGUGUCCAUGAACAGUGAUUCUGACAAGGAAGCUGUUGAUCAUGAGUACGCUGAGUCCAAUGGAACUCUAUACAUUCCCCGACUUGUCCAGGAUAGAGAAAUGAAUACAUCGCUCGACAACAGAGACAAAGCACCAUCACCCGUUAUGGAUAAACUCUUCCAGCCCCAACGACCGAUGAAAAUGCAACUUGGCGAAGUUGGUCUCCUGGAUACAUUUAGAUUUGUAGAUCGCCUAGAAUACGAGCAGCCACUUCUUCCCGACCGUGUCGAUAUCGAGAUUCUGGCUACGGGCUUGAAUUUCGUGGAUGUGAUGAUUGCACUUGGCUAUGUCCCCAGCUCAGCUCUGGGGGCUGAGUUUUCUGGACGCAUUACAGCAAUUGGUAGCGAGGUUCCCGUCGACAGAUUCCACGUCGGUCAGGUUGUUGUAGGAUCAACGGAAGAUUGUUUUGCCACGCAUGUUCGAGUCCAAUGGAAAACAAUCCAGCCGGUUCCAGCAGGCAUGUCUCCAGAGGCUGCAGCUAGUUGCGUAAUUGCCUACACAACAGCAUACUUUGCGUUGUAUGACAAUGGCAGAUUGAAGAAAGGAGACACAAUCUUGAUUCACUCGGCAGCAGGUGGUUUAGGCCAAGCAGCUGUGCAACUCGCUAUUCAUGUUGGAGCGACAGUGUACGCUACCGUUGGCUCCACAUACAAGAAGGAAUUGUUGAUGGAGCGAUAUGGCAUUCCAGAAAACCAUAUAUUUACGUCUCGGGAUACAACAUUCGCUAAGGGAGUCAUGAGAGAGACUAAAGGACGGGGAGUGGAUGUUGUACUGAACUCAACUUACGGCGAAAUGUUGAGACAAAGCUGGCUUUGCGUUGCAGACUUCGGGAUUUUUGUAGAAGUAGGGAAACGCGACAUUUUGUCGAAUAACAUGCUCGAGAUGUCGCCUUUCAUUCGAGGCUGCACAUUUUCCGCAUUCAAUCUUGCUCAGUAUACUGAAGAAUCUGAACCACAUCGACAGGAUGCCUGCGCCGCAGUAGUGCGGAAAGUGUUUGCGCUUCUCGGCAAUGGGGAUGUGAAGCCUCCCUACCCUCUCACUGUCAUGAAAAUCACACAGGCAGAGGAGGCUUUCCGCGGUUUGCAAUCGGGCAAAUUCGCCGGGAAAAUAGUUAUCACUUACGACAAGGAUUCUGUUGUCCCCGUCAUGCCCAAGAAACGAGUGGCGCUUCAAGUCAGUUCUGAGGGCACGUACUUACUUGCCGGUGGCUUGGGUGGAAUUGGGAAAACCUUGGCAGAACUCCUCGUUGAGCAUGGAGCGAAGAACAUUGCAUUUAUUUCGCGGUCCGGUGAUUCAAGCGAUGCCAGCAAAGAGUAUCUGGAGAAACUUCGUGGAAAGAAUGUCCAGGCUAAAGCAUACGCUUGCGAUAUCACAAAACGCGAAGAUUUAGAUAUCACCUUACGCGAACUUUCCGCUGAAAUGCCUGAGGUCAAGGGCUUUGUACAUUGCGCUAUGCAUCUGAAGGAUUCAGUCUUUGAGAGUAUGACUCAUGAGAAUUGGAUCUCAGCCUCCGCACCGAAAAUUCAAGGAAGUUGGAACAUGCACGAGCUCCUUCCUGAGAGCAUGGACUUCUUCGUCAUGCUUUCCUCAACAUCUGGUAUUAUUGGAAACCCAGGACAGGCUAACUAUGCUGCCGGCAACACAUUCCAGAAUGCACUUGCACAUCACCGACGAAAUAAGGGAAUGAAUGCUACUUCCAUCGAUCUCAGCGCUGUCACUGGCAUCGGAUAUCUGGCAGAGAAUGCUGAAAAUUAUGAUCAGCGUAAUCCUAUCAUGAAGAUGCAAAUCAAUGAGAAAGAAAUUCACCAUAUUUUUCUCGCAGCCAUUGCUGGAGAGGCUAAUGAGAGUCCUGUGCCUCCACAGUUGACUACUGGAAUCAUAGGUGGUGAGGUUCUCAGAUCUAUUAUGGAGUCAGCAGCGUGGGCGCGGGACAGCAAGUUUAUGUUGCUUCGAAAGGCAGAUGGGCAUUCUGCCGGCUCAGGUGGUUCAGAAGACCCUACUCGCGAAGCAUUCAUUGAAGCACAGUCGUUGGCGGAAGCUUCUGGUGUGGUUGAGACAGCAUUGGUGGCUCGUCUUGCAAAAGUACUUUUUGUUUCACCCGAGGAUAUCAAUAUUGAACAGCCUCUCUACGCGUAUGGAGUUGAUUCCCUCAUUGCCGUCGAGAUCCGCAAUUGGAUUCUAAAAGAACUCAAAUCGGAAAUCUCAAUUUUCGACAUCCUCUCCCCUAUGCCAAUCCACAUACUUUCAACGAAGAUAAGCGAAGGGAGCAAAUUCCUAGCAGCACACCUUAGACUUCAGAUUGUUGAAAAGAAACCUGAUGAGGAGAUUAUGGCAAACGAUGAAGAGGAAAAAGUCGCACUAGUUGAUGACAUUGUCGCUAGUAACGAGGCUGUCAAGAUCCAAGGCGUGUUAUCUAAAACGGAGAUUGACGUCCUGCCGAUGACUAGUGUAGAACGGGAUCUGGACACUCCAUCUACCGGUCUAGUGAUAAAGUCUCCAGUCGAUAGACUCGAAAGCAUUGUUUCUAUUAGAGAGAUCAUCUAA